Molecule: messenger RNA, 1770 nt
Organism: Fraxinus pennsylvanica
Lineage: Eukaryota; Viridiplantae; Streptophyta; Magnoliopsida; Lamiales; Oleaceae
Source: the annotation of a GenBank genome assembly
AUGAGCGAGGCAAGUGGCAGCGGUGAAGUAGCCGCAAGAACAGAUGACGCUGUUUGGGACUGCGUGAUUCCAUACGUAAAGGAACCGCAAGAUCGGGCUUCGGUUUCUCUGGUGUGCAAACAGUGGCAUAAUAUUGAUUCCCUCACGCGAAAGCAUGUCACUAUUGCACUGUGUUAUGCCGCCACUCCGGACCUCCUCUUUCGACGGUUCCCCAACCUCGAGUCGCUCAAGCUCAAGGGACUACCACGCUUUUCUAUGUUCAGCCAAUUUCCUGAUGACUGGGGCGGCUAUGCUACGCCCUGGAUUGAGGAAAUUGUCAAAUCUUUCAAAAAAAUGAAGGCGCUUCAUCUUCGUAGAAUGAUAGUUAAGGACUCUGACCUUGAAUUGAUUGCUGCUACAGCAAUUGGGAAGGGUCUUGAAGUGUUGAAACUUGAUAGAUGCUUUGGAUUUUCGACCGAUGGACUCUUGCAUAUCUGUCGCUCUCUCCGGAGUUUGAGGACCUUGGAUAUGGAAGGUAGCAAAAUAAUUGAGAAGGACGGGGAAUGGCUGCAUGAGCUUGCUCUGAACAAUAAAGUCCUUGAAAAUUUGAACUUGUACUUGACAAAGCUUGUUGAAGUCGAAGCUAGAGACCUUGAACUGAUAGCCAAAAACUGUGCAUCUCUGGUCAAGGUGAAAAUUUAUAUUGAAAUUGAUAUUGCUGACCUCGUUGGUUUCUUCCGCAAUGCAGCUGCAUUAGAAGAGUUUUGGGGGGGCUUUUUUGGACCAUUUGAAGAGUAUGCAGAGGUAGCAUUUCCCCAAAGAUUGUGCUCCUUGGGUAUUCAGGACUUGAUUAAUGUAGACUUUCCGAUGGUCUUUCCUUUUGCUGCUCGACUUAAAAAAUUGGAUCUGCUAGUAGCUAUGCUUGAUACAGAAGAUUAUUGUCAAUUACUGCAAAGGUGUCCCAACUUGGAAAUGCUUCAGGGAACGGACACGAUUGGAGAUAGAGGAUUGGCAGUUGUUGCUAUGAAUUGUAAGAAAUUGAAAAGACUAUUGUUAUACAGGAAUUUGGAUGACGACUUUGAAGGCGUGAUUACACACUGGGGAUUAAUUUUUUUGUCACGGGGAUGCUUUGAAUUGGAAUACUUAUCUAUUGCUGCGUCUAACAUCACAAAUGCAUCCCUAAAAUGUGUAGGCAUGAACUUGAAAAAGCUCUAUUGCUUCCGGUUGAGAUUAUUUAAAAAUAAAGAGACAAAAGCAAAUUUUCCGCUUGAUAACGGAGUUCGAUCAUUGUUGAUGGGAUGUGAUAGACUUACUGGCCUUUCUUUGGAUCUUCAGCCUGGUGGGCUAACAGAUGUGGGUUUCAGUUAUAUUGGAAAGUAUAGUCCAAAAGUGAGAUGGAUGCUUUUGGGUUUUGUUGGGGAAUCUGAUAAUGGGAUUAAGGAAUUUUCCAAAGACUUGCGUAGCCUCCAAAAGUUGGAAUUGAAUGGAUGCCCCUUCAGUGAAGGUGCAUUAGGAGAUGCUAUACUACGACUACCUUCGUUGAGGUAUUUGUGGGUUCAGGGAUACACUGAAUCUGGAGCUGAUUGGGAUAAGGUACAUAAGAAGCGUCCAAAAUGGAUUACUGAGUUCAUUCCAGCAGCACAAGUUGCCACCACUCCUAAUGAAAAUGGAGAAGGUGCAACCAUUGAGAUUAAAGCCAAAAUUCUAGGUUAUUAUUCACUUGUUGGUCGGAGAACAGAUUUUCCAUCUACAGUUGUGCCCUUUAUCCCCAAGGUUACAAUCGAUGAGUAA